Messenger RNA from Saxophila tyrrhenica, 1758 nucleotides. RefSeq lists its product as uncharacterized. Gene Ontology annotation, biological process: chromatin remodeling. NCBI's taxonomy places the organism in Eukaryota, Fungi, Ascomycota, Dothideomycetes, Mycosphaerellales, Extremaceae. The transcript has a single exon. Gene Ontology annotation, molecular function: ATP-dependent H2AZ histone chaperone activity. The coding region runs from base 1 to 1758 and encodes 585 amino acids. The record is from RefSeq and is a predicted model, not a curated record. Gene Ontology annotation, cellular component: Swr1 complex.
AUGGCGCAAGCAACAUCACCCACUGCAGGCCAGAAGCGCGGUCCUGGACGACCAACGAAGGCUGCGCAGCCAGCGCUCAAGAAGGCCAGGACAUCUACACCUCUGUCGUCUACCGUGCAGUCGCCGACAGCAGAAUCACCAACAUCCGACAAGCGCUCCAACAAGUUGCCGUCCAAGAUAUCCGAGACGCGCCCCCUCCCAACCCUCCCCGAAGCGCAACCGCCCAACCUCUCCACCACCGACUACCAGAGCAUUGCAUCCUCCGCCGUCCUCGAGACCUCCCUCCACCGCUCCCGCCUGAAAUGGAUCAACGAAGGCAUCUUCGAGCGCUACUGGGUCAAGCCGGAGUCAGGAAAGCAUGCGCGGCCUCCACCACCCAACAAUCCCGAGCUCAAGUGGCAGAAGCACAAAGGUCCGUGUAGGAUACGUAUCGAGCCGCACAUCUUCGAGGUCGAGAUUUACGUGGAAGAGAAGCCGAAGCCGGCGCCUGUGAAGCAGUAUGCGCCGCCGCAGACGAGUGCGUAUGGGCAGCCCUACAGACCGACGCCGCAGCAGACGUAUGGAGGGCAGCAGAACCAGUACUAUCAGAAUCGGCCGCUGCCACCUGUACAGCAGACGAUGGCGCAGGGAGCUGUUACUACUAACGCGACGUCUCCAGCUCCAAGUAUGACAAACAGUCCACAGCCUCAAGCCGUAGCGAGAACACAGCAGACCCCGGCAUCCGCGUCACCACAACCCGGACAAGGUGACAAAAAGACCUCGGACCCCGUCAUUGGCAUGCUAGCGACUCGAGCCUCCACCGAUCCGGAACUGAAAGCGCUAAUGAAAGAAGUAGCAACCGGGCAAGCUACCCAAGCACAGCUCGAGGUCUUCCAGAAACACAUCAACGACUUGAACAAAAGCAUCGCGGACAAGAAGAAGAAGGACGAAGAGGCUGAAGCUGCGGCGCAGGCGGCUAAAGAGCGCGAGGCACAGAACGAGAUGAUCCAGUACGACGGCUCGAACGAUCGGCCACCGCAGCCCCAACAACCGCCUGUCCAGCAACCCUUCCAGCCCUACCAACAACCAACCUACGCAACCCCACCCCGCCCCGAACCCACCACCCAACCCGUCAUCCUCGCCUUCACCACCCCCGGCGCAACGGAAGACCGCUUCCUCUUCCCCCAACACGCGAUCCUCGAGUCCCUCUCCCCGCAACACCUCCUCGCCAGCUUCAUCGUCACUCGCAAAGGCUCCGCCGCCGCCGACGCCGCGCUCUUCGAGCCCGGGGUGGAGUACUGGCAGCCCGUCACGCUGAUGGUGGAGGUGGCGUAUAACCGCGAACACCUGAUCGAGUGCGUGAAGAAGUGGGUGAAGCCGAAGGAGGAGGUGAGGCGGUGGAUGGAGGGGGUAAUGGGACGGUGUAGGCGGGUACCGGAGGGGUGGUUGGCGCUGCGGUUGCCGGUUAAGGGGGGCAAGGAGGAGGCGGUUGGGGAGGAAGUGGAGGAGGUUGUGCCGUCGGUGGUGGAGAAGAGGAAGGGGAUGAAUGUUAAGUUUGUCAAAAAGGCGCCGGUGAAGAAGGAUGAGAUCGCUAAAGGGAAAGGCGAGGGUGCUAGUGGGGGGGCUGUUAAGGAUGCUGCGCCGCCAGUGGAGGGGAAGGGGAAGGAUGGUGCGGGUGUAAAGGAGGGUGAAGACGGCAAGGCGGAUGUGCAGGAGACUACGGAGAGUGGGCGGCCGAGGAGGGCUGUGAGGAAGAGUGUUAGGAUUAGUGAGGGAUAG